UAGAGUCCCUGCCUCAUCAACUAUAAAUACCAACUCCGAUCCUCUGCUUCUCAUUCAACACAUACAUCUUCAAAUAGAUAGAUAAAAAUAAAAAUGGCUCUCUCUAAGCUUCUACUUGCUUCCCUUCUUGCUUCUCUUCUCAUCAUUCAACUUGUUCAUGCCGAUCACCAGGCAUACCAACAAACGCAGGGUUCUCUUCAGCAGAUAGACUGUAGCGGAGCAUGUGCUGCAAGGUGCCGGUUAUCAUCUCGUCCAAAUCUCUGCCGCAGAUCCUGUGGAACUUGCUGCCAGCGCUGCAAUUGCGUGCCGCCGGGCACCGCCGGCAAUCAGGAAGUGUGCCCUUGCUAUGCUAGCUUGACCACCCACGGUGGCAAGCGCAAGUGCCCUUAAUUCCAACCAGUUACUUAAAUCUAUGCAUGUGUAUAUUGCUCCAUCUAUCACCACGCUCUCAAUAAAUUCAUGGAAGAAUAAUAAUUGUUUACUCUUUUUUUUGUUCAAUCCUUGUUGAAUCAAUAAUCAUUAUUGUGCGAAUUUGGUGGUUUCUUUUUCUUUUUAUUUUGUUUAUACUUUAUAUAUGUACCUUUGCUAUACUGUUGUAUCAAUUAUGUUAUUAAUAAAAGAGUUUACUAUUUCAUGUCUUAU
Arachis duranensis is the source of this 642-nucleotide messenger RNA. RefSeq names its product gibberellin-regulated protein 1. Bases 94 to 390 code for a protein of 98 amino acids. The transcript has 3 exons. NCBI's taxonomy places the organism in Eukaryota, Viridiplantae, Streptophyta, Magnoliopsida, Fabales, Fabaceae. The record is from RefSeq and is a predicted model, not a curated record.